This is a messenger RNA of Ruditapes philippinarum (Manila clam), 5680 nucleotides long. RefSeq lists its product as uncharacterized. Gene Ontology annotation, molecular function: protein binding. The transcript is spliced from 7 exons. NCBI's taxonomy places the organism in Eukaryota, Metazoa, Mollusca, Bivalvia, Venerida, Veneridae. The record is from RefSeq and is a predicted model, not a curated record. Bases 158 to 2044 code for a protein of 628 amino acids. Gene Ontology annotation, biological process: regulation of apoptotic process.
UCGGAAAAUCUAAAAAUAACACAUAACAACCGCGCUUAAAAUGAACUUAUAGGACGUAACAUUCACUUGUCUUCCUUUCCUUAAAUAAUUCUUAAAUUCUAUAUCAGUUUGGAUAUAAUUACCUUCACUUCAUCAAUAGUAUACCAAAAGAAACAACAUGGAACAGGACAAUUCUUCAAUUUCAAUUGAUGCUUUACCAAUGGCACCAAGACAACCUUCAGAAAAUGAAAACAUAUCAGAAGAACAAUUAUCUCAAACUAAUAAUGAUGCUCAGGCACCACAGUCUGACACAGCUGAAGAUUUUGAGGAAAUUCCCGAACCACAUCCUGACUGGCAGUUUAAUAUAUUCCUUGAUCAAAUAGCAGAUGGUAUAACAACGGAGGAGUUUGAUAAAUUGAAACACCUUUGUCGAGGACACGGUGGAAUAAAUGAUGAAACAUUAAAAGAAAUGAAGUCGGUUCGUGAUCUCUUCAAUAUCAUGAGAACAAGAAGAUGGCUGAGUCGUGAAAAUCUCAUUUACCUGCAUGCAAUGUUGUAUAGACUAGGUAGAGUUGAUCUCAUCAAAGAUGGGGUUGAAUAUUCUAGAACUGUUGGGAACGUGAUUCAUUUCUAUCCCGCUUCCGCCCUACCAGAAAAUGGAUUCAAGUAUGUUAAAUUCCACGUUGAAGGGCGCAACUUUCGAAAUUGUACAACAAGUUAUGUGCAAAGCGUCCGCAACCGAAUUGCAGCUAUCUUGUUUAUUCCGGCGCAAUUUGUAAUAAUCGCUGGUGUUGAACCAUCAUCCAGUCUUCUGAUAACACUCAUGAUACCUGAAAAAUAUGUUACUAUUCUAGAAGGUCUGCUUGAAGAUCAUUUGUGCACCGCCGACAUGAAAGAGCUCGGUAUAGAUUAUGUGGAAAUAGACAAAACGUACAAUGUCGAAGAAGAAAGAGAAGCUGAGAUUACAGAAAAUGACCAACAGAAGAAAUUUGCUAGCCUAUAUCAACAACUUGAAGCAAAAUCAAAACAAUUAGAGGACAGUGAAACAGAACGUCUUCGACUCUCUGGUCAACUUUCAGAUAACAAGUCAAAGAUAACGGAACUUGAAGAAAAAAUCAAAAAGGACGAACUUGUUAUCAUGACACUUAAGUCAUCAGACGUGGAGAAGCUAGAGGACAAGGAGAACUAUGCAUCAUCUAGCCAGAAAGCAAUGCAAGACUUUGAGUGCGCCUUGAAGACAGUCAGCCAGCAUGACAAAGUUGAUAUAUAUACAUUGCUCUCCGCAAACACUAUAGUUGUCGCCAAUCGUCUGACAGAAAGAUUCGGUAUACGACAACGCCAGUUUGAAUUAGCACUUAACGAGUUACAGUCCCAAUUAUUACCACUCAAAUUUGAAUUAGAAAAACUUCGGUUUUUCGCGGAAAUUGAUAUAAAUGAGAUGGACAAGAUGCUGCUGGAAAGUUUUAAGAAGCUGAUGCAGUCCAUCGCAAAAGAAGUUUCCACAAUUCAUGUAGAAGUAAACGAAGAGAUUCUUCAGAUAUUAAGGAAAAUAAGCAAUUCACUGAGACCUCGCGAAAGAGAAACUCUUGUCAAGAAGUACACUUGGGACUCGGAUGACGAUCUUAAACGAACCAUCGACACGGACAGAACUUCACUUCUUGCUUGUAUCUUACUUAAGGAGAUUAACAAAACCCAGAAAUUAGUUGACGUUGGUAUAUUUAUUUCACAACGCUUAAUGGAUAUUGGUCGCGAUGAUCUUGCAAAGAAAUUUCAAGAUCUCAUGAGGGGCAAGCCAGGAACUGACGUGAAUCCAAAAUCGAGGCAAAAAACUUCACAGAAACGACGGUCAGGAUCGUUGUCAAGAACGUCAGAGAGAGAGUUCAACAGAGAUCAACCACCAGCAGAUCAUACACAGCUUCUCAACAAGGUCGCUGAACAAGUCCAGGAAAUACACGAUACUAUACAAAUGAACCAAAAAGCAUUUUCACAAGGUCACGGAUACACAAAGGGCUUUGGGUUAUCAUAUGACCCUCCACCGUAUUCACCUUUCCCUUUUUUCCAAUAAAAAAAGACAGAAGAAAUGUAAAAGAAACUUAAAAUUUAGAAAAAAGUGUUUUAUUCAUGUAUAUUUGCAAGUAAUUAAUGAUUUAAAUCAUAUAUUCAUGAGAAAUAUGGUUUUGGCUACAGUAAUAUUAUAGUUGUCAUUAGCAAUUUUUACAUUUUACAUUAAUAUAAUAAAAAGCUAUUUGUUGUAUUGAUUACUUUCCAUUUACUAUUAUAUCAAUCGCAAGUCGUAUUAGUUAAGGGGAGACAACAAGACUUAAUAAUAGUGGCGAAACAGAAGCUGUGUUUUGAACUGCAAUAUUGCGUUAAACUACUCACUAAAGUGAAUGUGCUACAUGUUAUGAAACAGACUAGAUCCAACGUGUAAAGCACAUCAGGUCAUGUUAUAAAUGGUAUCUGAACAUAUAGCAGAAAUAAGAUUUAGCUGUAAAUUUGCAGUAACCUGUUAAGAUGUUAGACCAUUAAAAUGAAAAUAAUAAUAAAUAAAAGAUAUUAUUUUUCAUGGCAUACAGUCGUUUUAAUGCCGCAAUAAGUUUUACUUAUUGUACGCAUUUUUUGUUAGUAUAUCAUUUAAAAAACUUUUUUUUUCUGACCGACAUGACAGCAUGUUUUUAAAUUUUUUGUUCCGUUGUGCCAUAUUUUUACACAUUCCAACUUUCAAAGUUGUGCCAUAUUUUUACAUGCUUUAAUACCUAUGCAAUUAAAAUUUAUAUAACUCUAUAAACCAUGACUUUGCCAUUUUAUGAUUGUCGUAUGAACGUGUUUAUUUUCUUUAUCUUUCUUUCGUUGUUCUGCCACAAUUCUACAUUCUGUUAAGCGUUAUUACAACAGGAACCUGUUAUCAGAUUUUAUUUUUGGAUCAUUGUUUGACAUGUAAACGCAUUGAAAUUAAAUAGGAGCAUUUGAAUUUAUUUUAUUUUUAAAAUGUUCGUUUUAUAAAUAGUAUAUUCAGAAUGCUCUUGCUUUAAAUUUGGAAACACAUUUUGAAUUUAUUUAACUGUAUGGUAUACAUUUACAUUAUUUGUUUGUAUUUCUAUUUAUGUCUUACUUGCAGUUAUGUAAGGAGAAAUAAUACUUUCAGACAUUUAUGAUAAAUGAGUGAUUCAUUUUGCGGAAUUGGUUAUCAUUUGCCCCUUUAAGUAUGUAUAGUAAUAAUUUUCAGCUGUUUUAUAACAGAAUAUUCUAUUCAUAUCAGCAAUUUUACAACUAAAUUUGAUUCGCUCCACUUUUAUUUAACUUUAUUUAACAAGCUUACUAUGAGGUCGAUGAAACAUAUAUAAUUGCCUUUUAUGAUGUAUUGUAUCAAUUGUUAUAUGUUACACUAACCUCUGGACAUAUUUAUCUUGUAACUAUACGUUUAUUUCACAAUGGUUAUAUGUUUUAUUAUCUUGUGCCUUACUUUUUUUUCUUUCAGAGAGUUUGCGAUUGUGUGGAAUAUGACGUAUCAGAAUUAAUUAACAUGUUCCUCGUAUCAGAAUUGAUUAACAUGUUCCUCAUUUAAAAUUAUGGAUCAAUAGUUAGAACUUUGAACCAUAUAUAUUUAAUAGAAAUGUAAAAGUGUUGUCGCUUCUUUAUGUUCGUGUGCGAGCGUGCUUGUCUUUUUUGUGCUUGUGCAAGCGCGAACAUUCAUUUGUUAGCGUGUUCUUAUUGUGCUUGAGUGAGCGAGCGCCUUGUUAUUUUGUACUUAUGUGAUUAUCUUAGUUAAGCAUGAACUUUAUCAACGAGGUGUUAUUUCUGAGCUAAAAAGCAGUUGUUUUAUAUAAAAGUAUACCUGGAAUAAAUGACACGGGACUAAUAAGACAUAAGUUUUGAUUCAAAUGAAUGAUCACAAUUUGAAUCUUAAUAAGGAUCAUAAUAGUAAGAACAUAAAGAAAUAUAAUAAAAGCAAUACGAAUUUAUAUAUAAACAUCCGUCGUCAGACAUACGAAUAUUAAUGGCAUUAUUGUUGUUACCAGUUGAUCUCAAACAUUUUUGCAUGAAAUAUGUUUUCUACUGCAUGUACUUUAAGUUCAGUCUAACGACCACAUAGGUUAUGGGGUUUUGGCAUUAAAGCCUUAUAUGUAGCCUGCGAAUCCAUAUGUUAAGUCAUAGUCAUAAAAAUCCAGACCGUCUGUACAGAUUUAUAACAACAUUUACUUUUACAAUCUUAAUUAUUUUGUUUGUAUUUUUAUUUUAAACGAUACAACUUCUUUUCAAAGAACAUGCCUCUAGAUGAUGCAAAUUAUUUCAAGGCAUUCAAAUUUGAGAGAAAUGUUUUAAGGCAUCAAGGAAAAUGAAAAGGUUCAAAAGUGUAGAAUAGAGAAAAUAAGAAUCCUAAAAAGAAAGUCCAAAACAAAUUAAUGGAAAAUGUUGCAGCCUCGGUUUAAUUGAGCUUGUUCAUGGACAAUAUUGUAAAGAGCUAACUACCAUUCUCGCCCAUCGCAACGGCUUAAGAAUCAAGACACAUUUUAUUUGUUAUAUGCGAUAAGUUACUGAUUUUACAGUAUGUAUCACCAUAUUUCUACUACGUGACUAACACAGUAAGGUCUUAAAUGCAUAGUUAUAUUCUCGUUUUAGUAACUAGUGUGGGUUGUUAGCCCUGUUUGCUAAUUGCAAAUUACUUUUUUCUUCACUUCACAUUUAUUGUUCACUUUAAAAUACAUUUUCAAAAUGUUCGGCAUUUAAAAUGAAUUUGGGGGCAUGCUGUUUUUAACUGUUUCGUGAAAAUAUUAUAACAUCUAAAAUGUACAGGCUUUGACAAAAAUAUGGUGUAGUACUUAACACUCUUAAAAAAACAGUGGAUUUUAAAGCAGCAUGCCUUCAUAUUCAUGAACAUGUACUUUAAAGAAUAAUACUGCUAAGUGAACAAAGAAAGUAAUUUACAAACGGCACUUCCAAUCUGCGUAAAUAACCAAAAAGAGUCAAAAUAUACAUAAUUUACUCUUACUGCGUUACUAACGCAGUAGAAUUAUAUUGAUUGAUACAGCAAAAUCAGUCAUUGACCGCACAUGACAUGUGUAUAAUUUAUCAAAUAUUGCAUCGUUUUACUUUACUUAAGAUCUUUAUACAUUUUUCUAAAGAUCGAAUUUCUUAAACAUUUUUGGUCAUCUGGAGGCCUGCAACUUUAAGAUGAAAAUCAAAAUUAACAUUUACUUCAUUUUACAAUAACCUGAAUUGUAUAUUACGAAGGUAAAUAUUGCUUGAUAAUGCAUUUGUUAGGUCCAAACUGAAAAGAUCAAUAACACCUGAUAAUUGAUUUUGUUGUUAAAAGCUGUUAUAUCAUCACUUUUCGCAGUUGCUUUUGUAUCUAACUAGUCUUGAUGCUCUCCGAUAACCCUGCGUUGAGUCUAUUGUCAUGUUGCCCUAUUUGUAACCGUCUUUGUUUUUCAUAUUUUACAAAAAAGAAGUUUUAAACUUGUUCUAUCGAAUUCUGCAUUUUGAAGUUUAUUAUUGUCAUUAUCAAUUCAAAUGUAAUUGUGUUGACUUAUUGAUUUAAGAAAUUUGGACUGUAAUGCACAUUGUAACUUUAUUUGUAUAAGUGAAAACCAGUUUUAAAGAAAUUUUUAUAUUAUUUCUUAAUGGAUAGAUCAUGUCUUAUUUUGCUUUCAUCACUUACAAGGAUAAAACUCGCAUACCAAUAAAUUACCUGGAAUCAAGA